GUCCCUGGUCACAUGCUCUGGGGGUGCGAGUGCGCCCUCAUAUAAAUGCGGCCCGGCGCAGAGACGCGCACUCUGGUGAUGUCCCCGCGGAGCCCGGUGCUGGCCGUGCUGCUGCUGCUGCUGCUGGCGGCACAGGUGACCGUGGCAACCGAGGAGACCCCGUGUGAACCAGGCCAGUAUGAGGUUACCAACCUCCGCCGCUGCAGCACACUCUGCCCCGCUGGCUACUACGUGAGCAAACCUGCAGAGCAGGGGCGCCGCGUCGGAGAGUGCACGGCGUGCGCGUCUGGAACCUUCAGGGCCCACCCCAGCGAGGAGGGCAGCUGCGAGCCCUGUGCCCAGUGCCGGGAGGAUCAGGAGGAGGUGACUGCAUGCUCCGCGACCAGCGACCGGCUGUGCCAGUGCCGGCAGGGCAGCUUCUACUGCGACUCCCCGCACUGCACGGAGAGCUGCUUCCGGUGCACAAGGUGUGCAGACAGUGCCAUCCUUCAACCCUGCAACGCCACCAGGAAUGCAGUUUGUGCUGUGAAAACUCAGCCAGGGGCAGAAUACCUAAGGGGGUGGUUGCUCCCUUUUGCCACAGUCCUUGUCAUCAGCGUCGCCAUCAUCAUUGGCGUCCUCAUCGUUUGCUGCUGUAGAGAAAGAGCUGCGAGGUUUAUCCAGUCAGCUGUCUGUUUCCCGAACCAAAAUCCGAGGGAGCCAGGCAGCCCUUCACCUAGAAGCAGCCAGCCCAUCGAGACGCAGAUGCCCAGAGACCUUGAGAGGGACCAGCUGGCCCCCAGCGUCCAGACCAGGCUGCUGAUGGAGGUGGAGGACUCAGGCCUGGCACCCCAGGCCAGGAACUGCCCGGGGCCCUCUGGGGACCCUGAGGAAAUCGAGCUGCAGCAGCUGGAGGCAGAAGAAAGAUCACAGCAGACUCCAGCUCCCCAGGCCCACAUGCCCCAGGGCUAGGCGUGUCCCCUCCCCUCCAGAGCCUGAAGCAGGAAUAUGAACAAACGUAUUUUCUGAAGGAUGUUUCCUGGGAUGGUAUAAAUCUUCCUUCUCGGGACUUCCCAGUGGAUAAGACUUCGUGCUCCCAGAUGGCCGGCUGGUGGCUAGUCUCGUUGCCGAGUUUCUUCAGUUUUUUAAUCUUGACUUUACCUUGGCUGUUUUUCAACCUG
Messenger RNA from Hippopotamus amphibius kiboko, 1160 nucleotides. Its product is annotated as tumor necrosis factor receptor superfamily member 26-like. Gene Ontology annotation, molecular function: protein binding. Gene Ontology annotation, cellular component: cell surface; plasma membrane. The record is from RefSeq and is a predicted model, not a curated record. The coding region runs from base 46 to 951 and encodes 301 amino acids. Gene Ontology annotation, biological process: positive regulation of apoptotic process; TRAIL-activated apoptotic signaling pathway. NCBI's taxonomy places the organism in Eukaryota, Metazoa, Chordata, Mammalia, Artiodactyla, Hippopotamidae. The transcript has 11 exons.